CGUCAUUGUUUACUCGCUCUGUUCCAGGAAGUUUGACGGAGAGGUGGAUCUGUCACAGAGAAAGGAGCAAAGUUUGGAAACAUUUAUAGUGUUUUUUUCACACUAUAACACGCAAAUGUGUUAUAGUUUCAGUUAUCUACAAUUCUUCUGAAUUAUUUCACGAAUUGAAGAAGCUUUGUUGUAUGUAAUGACUUUAGGGACACAGAGGAGAAAAGCAAGAUCAUGCGGUCACAUCAGGUCCCCCGCCGCGAUCCCGCAACAUUUUAAAGUCCUCUACAUAUUUUGUACUUUAUAUACAAACAAAUGCUUAUUUUCAGCAGAAUGAGGUCUGCACACAGCAGACAUCUAAUCUCGGCGAUUAGAAAUGGUUUUAACGGAAUAGGGACUAAUUGUUUAAGGUUUGACACGGAGUCCAUUCGGCUUUUGAGAGGUUCACGCAAGCUGGUCAGAGAGUUGAGUACCUCAGUUAAAACUCUACAGUAUGACCUGAAAAAAUCUGACAUGACUAAGUCUGGCAAUAGGAAGUUAUUCUUUGAUACUCAUGCAAUGGUUCAGCUGCUCGAGGAAAGCGGUUUCGUGACUCAGCAGGCAGAGGUCAUUGUCAAUAUGAUGGUAAAUAUCACAAAUUCAAACAUGGGCGUUAUGUACGGUGACAUGGCUACCAAAACGCAGCAGGAAAUCAUGUUACAGAAAGUCAUGUCUCAUAUUGCUGCUGUAAAAAAGGACAUGAUCAUUCUGGAGAAGAGUGAAUUCUCAGCAUUGCUAGCAGAGAAUGAGAAAAUCAAGGUUGAGCUAUCACAGCUAAGAAUACAACUCACUGAUAUGAUGAACAAAAGGCGUGCAGAUUCCAUUUUGGAUUUGAAUGUAGAAAAAAGCCGUGUGAAGGAGGUGACAGCCGACUUUGACAGAAAGCUUAUUGGGACCAGGAAUGAAUUGAUGGAAAUGCAUUCUGAGCAGGAUCGUUACAUGACACAGACUAACAUGAAAAUCGACACAGAAGUGGCGGGCCUGAAGACUUUGCUGGAGUCACAUAAACUGGAUACUAUCAAAUAUCUGGCAGGUUCAGUAUUCACGUGUCUCACAGUCGUACUUGGAUUCUAUCGGAUAUGGAUGUAAACAUCAGCAGACAUUGUUUCUCCUGAGAAAAUGUCUCAUUAGCCUCGGGUUAUAAGAAGAGCUGUGGUAUUCACAGCUUUUAUCAAGUUCUGUUAGGAAAAAUAAAUCACAUUUACAUACCUAAAUAAUAACUACAUAGUGCUACAUCUUGCAUUAGUUCAUGAUGUUCAUGCUUAUCAAAACCAAUGUCAACAGAUGAAUGAAUGCCAAGAUAAUACAGUACACAAAUAUACCAAAGAAGGUGCAAGGUAUGUUAUAAAUCUGAGAUUCAUGCAAAUAAAUACACAUACACUUUUUUUAAAACAAACACACAUAGCCAUUUUUUAAAACACAGUUAUUAACUUUGCAUUAGUUUAUGUUGUGCAUCAGAUAAUGUCACAUUUUUAAAUACACUGCAUGUUAAAACAAUGUCACAAGUAAUAGUGCUGUUGUACUGAAUAUUGUCACAGCUGUGACAAAAAGCUCUGACAAACUGUUGUAUGAUGUCAAUUAAUGUGCCUUGGGUUGUUUUGGUAAUGAUUUAAGAAAUAUUGUACAUGUAUUUGUCAAAAUGAUUUCAAUUCAUGUUGAAAACUUGACGAGAGGUGAGAACUAAACGCACAAGAUGUACAAAAAAGUGUAUAUAUUUUUAUUGUAAUAUGGUUCUGAUUCAAUGCAAGUCACAGUUAUUCUGAAUAAUAAAACAUUAGUCUUGAAUUAUUAA
Messenger RNA from Onychostoma macrolepis, 1819 nucleotides. It is a transcript of the gene mcur1, whose product is annotated as mitochondrial calcium uniporter regulator 1. The transcript has 9 exons. Gene Ontology annotation, biological process: positive regulation of mitochondrial calcium ion concentration; calcium import into the mitochondrion. The coding region runs from base 304 to 1116 and encodes 270 amino acids. Lineage: Eukaryota; Metazoa; Chordata; Actinopteri; Cypriniformes; Cyprinidae. The record is from RefSeq and is a predicted model, not a curated record. Gene Ontology annotation, cellular component: mitochondrial inner membrane; mitochondrion.